CUAUACAAACAAGAAACAAAAGUUUUCUUUUUUGUAUUAAAAGCGUAUAACAUUAUCACAGUCUGGAGAUACCCGUGUAAUUUACGCGCGCUUUAACACACAUGUCGUCCCCUAUGGGAUGCGUAUCAAACUAACUGCAAUACUAUAUUUGAAUCUUUUUACAAAUCGAUACAUCGAAAGUCGACAUUUCCAAUUACACCGGUAUGAGACGCAUUUUUCGUGUAUAUAUCAGUGUGGAAACAUAUACGAGAUAAAUUAUUAUUUUUUCGUGUAUAUUAUUAUAAUUUUAAUAUUAGUAUAUAAUUUCGUAACGCGAUAUUGCUUUUAUUAAAUAUUAAAAGUUUAUAUUGCAACGUUAAAAAAUGUCUAAGAUAUUCACGCCGACGAACCAAAUAAGAUUGACGAAUGUUGCAAUUGUGCGAAUGAAAAAAACUGGCAAAAGAUUCGAAAUAGCAUGUUACAAAAAUAAAGUAAUUUCAUGGAGAAAUAAACUAGAAAAAGAUAUAGACGAAGUGCUUCAAACUCACACGGUUUUUACAAACGUAUCUAAAGGUCAAGUAGCCAAAAAGGAAGACCUUGUAAAAUCAUUUGGUACAGACGAUCAGACAGAAAUUUGCAAAACAAUUCUUGAAAAAGGUGAACUCCAAGUUUCUGAUAAAGAAAGACAUCUAGCACUAGAUUCCAUGUUCAAAGAUAUUGCUACUACGAUUGCUGAUAAAUGUGUAAAUCCAGAGUCAAAGAGACCAUAUCCAGUAUCGAUGAUAGAAAAGGCUAUGAAAGAUGUACAUUUUUCAGUUAAACCCAAUAGAAAUGCGAAACAGCAAGCUCUAGACGUUAUUCCACAACUUAAGGCUGUUAUGCCAUUAGAACGAGCACAGAUGAGACUAAAAGUUACAAUAUCUGGCAAAGAAGCAAGAAAGUUAAGAGAAAAAAUUAUUAAAUUAGCAACAAAAAUGGAAAGCGAAAAUUGGGACAAUGGAACAUUAGAUUUAAUCUGUCUGAUAGAUCCUGGUCAGUUUAGAGAAAUAGAUGAACUAGUAAGAUCUGAAACAAAGCGUACUGGAUUACUAGAAUUGCUUAAUUUAAAAGAAAUUGCAGAAGGAGAUGAAGUUUUAGAAUAAAUUAUAGAAAACAAAAAGUAAAGAUACUUUUAAUUAUAUAAAAUGAAUCUUGCUCUAACUUGUUAAAAAAGUAGUGCAUAGAAAUGUUACAUCUUGUAUUGUACAAGUUCUGGUGCUAUAAGAUUUAAAAUAUAAAUGUAUUAUUUAAUUCUGCUUUUACAUUAUAACUAUCAUAAUGUAAACAUUCAUAGAACUUUUUAUGUAUUUAUUAGAUAACUCAGCUAAAAAACUUAUUUACAAUUAAAUAUACAAAUAACUUUUAUUAAUAAU
Messenger RNA from Vespa mandarinia (Asian giant hornet), 1391 nucleotides. RefSeq names its product SBDS ribosome maturation factor (gene Sbds). NCBI's taxonomy places the organism in Eukaryota, Metazoa, Arthropoda, Insecta, Hymenoptera, Vespidae. Gene Ontology annotation, biological process: cytosolic ribosome assembly; ribosome biogenesis. The record is from RefSeq and is a predicted model, not a curated record.